AUGCAGGCCGUCCCGCUCGUCAAGACGUCGAUCCUCGCUGGCACUGUUGGCGUCAUCACUGGCGCUGGCUCCGGUAUCGGUGCCGCUGCAGUUCGCUGCUUCGCGGCUGCUGGUGCCAAGGCGAUCUAUGCGUCCGAUGUCGUUGACCGCAACCUCCAGGCAGUGGCAGACGGUGUCGCUCAGGAGGGCUACGAGACCGAGGUGAUCGGCGUCAAGACCGACAUCACCAAGUCUGACCAAGUCGAGGAGCUCGUGCGCAAGGUCAUCGCGGAGCAUGGUCGCCUAGACUGGUUUUUCGCCAAUGCUGGCAUCGUCGACUUUGAGGUGCUCAGCACGACCACGCCCGAGGCCCUCACGCGCAUGCUCGACGUCAAUGUUGUCGGUGCCUUCAACUCUGUCCAAUGGGCUGCGCGCGGCAUGAUGAACACGAGCGACGCCAAGCCCACUCCUGGAGGCAGCAUCAUCAUCACCACUUCCCUCGCCUCGACAUUUGGCGGUAUGGGCGCUCCAGCCUACACCAUCUCAAAGCACGCUGCAGUCGGUCUCGUCCGCGCCGCAGCCACCAACCUCGGCAUGGCCAACACCGGCAUCCGUGUCAACGGUGUUGGGCCCGGCCCGACUGCCACGGCUAUCGCGCAGAACAACAUGCAGGGCGCGUCGCAGGACGCCAUGUCGGCGCUGAUGGAGCAUGCCAAGGCUGCGGGUAGCAACCCUGCUGCCAUGUCUGCCGUCGCGCCGCCAGAGUACAUUGCUCAGACCGCCGUCUUCCUCGCUUCGGACAUGGCGGCUGGUGUUAAUGGCGAGAACAUCAUUGUCGACAAGGGCCUCCGCCAGAAACCCGACCCCUUCAGCGGCCUCAUGUUCAACCCGAGCAUUGAGCCUCUCUAG
Messenger RNA from Cutaneotrichosporon cavernicola, 888 nucleotides. RefSeq lists its product as uncharacterized. The transcript has 4 exons. The record is from RefSeq and is a predicted model, not a curated record. Bases 1 to 888 code for a protein of 295 amino acids. NCBI's taxonomy places the organism in Eukaryota, Fungi, Basidiomycota, Tremellomycetes, Trichosporonales, Trichosporonaceae. Gene Ontology annotation, molecular function: oxidoreductase activity.